Molecule: messenger RNA, 846 nt
Organism: Plectropomus leopardus (leopard coralgrouper)
Lineage: Eukaryota; Metazoa; Chordata; Actinopteri; Perciformes; Serranidae
Cellular component (GO): membrane
Source: RefSeq, a predicted model, not a curated record
UGGCCUCUGAACAAAGAAGAGGCUGAUCUGAAAACAGAUAUCCUCUUAGUUGUGUAGCCCUUCGAUCAGAAGACAUGCAGACGUUUACAGGAUUUUUGCUGCUGUUGGUGGGGCUGAAUUUCACUCUGGCCGCAGAUGAAAAGGCGUAUUUCAUGGCGGGCGGUAAACUGAGGUUAGACCCGAGGCCUGCUCCGACUGAACCGACCGCCACCAUCCUGUGGAAGUUCAAAGGUAACCUGGUGGCUGAGCUGGUGGACGUUUCGGCUCCUUUGGAUGUGUACGACACAUUUAAAGGCCGCACAACCGUGGACAAAAAAACUGGACGUUUGGAGAUCAGCAGCAUGACUGCAGCUGACGCUGGGGUGUACACGGUGGAGAUCAACAACAGGGUCCAGCCUGGAGGCUACGAUGCUGAGAUGAUCAAAGCGGUCACUGAGCCUGAGGUGGCGUUUAAACCACUGUCAUGUGCGCCCCCCAUGGACAUGCACCGUGGCGUGUGAUGGGGGCACCACAGAUGCUGGACCCGUCACAUACAGCUGGAGGAUGGGAGAGGGUGAGUGGACGGAGAUGCAGAAGGAGAUAGUCAUCACCGAGGCUGAUCACUCAGAGGUGGAGACCUUCACCUGCCGGGUUGCGAACCAGUUCACAGAGAAAGAAAGUAAACCUGAACACAAUCCACUCUUCCAAAGAAAACCUCUAGACUCUGACCUCUGGAUUAAAGUUUUAGGAGCUGUCAUGAAAUCCUUGGCAAUCUUGACCCUCUUAGGGACUGUUGGCUACUUCAUGUGGUGGAAACGAAAGGCACUCAGGAAGCUGAUCUGUCCAUGUGGGAGCAUGAAAGGUGAU